This is a messenger RNA of Penicillium samsonianum, 2007 nucleotides long. RefSeq lists its product as uncharacterized. Lineage: Eukaryota; Fungi; Ascomycota; Eurotiomycetes; Eurotiales; Aspergillaceae. The record is from RefSeq and is a predicted model, not a curated record. The coding region runs from base 1 to 2007 and encodes 668 amino acids. The transcript is spliced from 3 exons.
AUGGCGACUUCGGAGGGAGGUCAAGCGUUAAGUGCAGUCCCCUGGGACCAACGGCUGCGGUCGGAGGCCCAGUGGAGGGUUUGGAUAAGCCACAUCGAGUCUGCGGCAACGGCGGAGGAGGUCUGGGAAUACAUGGACCCCGAUCUGUCAGAUGAGAAGGUCAGCAAGCCGCCAGUGGACUCGAGAAAGACAUUCCCUCAAGCAAGCGAGGUCAAAGAGGGCGCUACAGACCCGUCAGAUCUCGAUGAGGUUCAAUAUCUCCGGUUCAGCCGCAUGGUAUCUCUCUUUGAGAAGGAAAGGACCUUCAACAACUCUAUCAAGAAGAGUAUCGCCCGAAUCAACGCCCGUAUCCUCGACUGUGUGUCCCCCGAAUAUCACCAUAUCCUCUCUGAUAAGAAGACUGCAAGAGAGAAGCUAGUGAGACUAGCUCAGCAGUUCAAACCGAAAGGAGAGACUCGACACCAAGAUCUCCGUAACGCAUGGCGCUAUAUGCUUCAUACCCCGAUAGGCAAGACGUCGAUUGAACGAUGGUUGACUAAUUGGUCGAAUCUGUAUGAUGAAGCAAAGUCAGCAGAAGUGCCUGAUAUCUGUUACCGCAGCACCGCUCAUCCAGAGGACCGUACUGCUAUCAGAGACUUCCUCCAAGCUGUUCAACCUCAAGAUAGCUACUUCAGUAACCACUGGAGGGAUAAGAUUCAGCUUCCUGAAGUCAAGAUGAGCUUUCAUGAGGUUCUCUCAGCGUAUCGAACUCAUCGGAGCGUUCAGGAACAGUCGAAGAAAGGUAAUUCGAGCGCGAUUGCGUUUGCAGCGACGUUGAACGGUCAACAGGUCUUAUCAAAUCAGAAGAACCAUCAGCAACGCUGCGUAUGCGGGAGUUCAAGGCACCAUUGGAAGGACUGCUACCAUAUCAACGCAUCAAAGAGACCACCAGGCUGGCAGCAGUACGAGGGAUCUCGUAAGAGAGUGGAAGAUGGUAUCAAGAAGCUAAGCGCUGUGGAACAACAGGAGAUCGCGAAGAUGAGAAGUGAAACGUCGUCGCUAGGAAAGACCGCUCAGUUAGCAAUCACAAACGAGAGCGACGUACCAAUUGAAUCAAUGGCCUUCUUCUCCGCCAGCAUCUCCCCUGCUGUGUGUAACGCUGCAAUGGUAUUCCCGUUGAAAAGCAGCUGGAUUGUGGACUCAGGAGCCAACGUUCACAUCUGCAACCGCCGAGAUCGCUUCGAAGACCUCGUGGAAGAGCGUCGUACCGUCACUCUCGGCACUGGAGGAACUAUCACACUCGGUAGAGGCACUGCGAAAGUCAUCAUCAAGAAUCCAACCACCGGCAAGAUUCUCUGGGGUAUCUUACAAGACGUUUGGUACGCACCAGACUUCCAGACGAACGUUAUCUCAGUCUCUGAGAUCAAGAAGAACGGCUUCUUCUUCAAUAGCGAGCUGCCAGCGAUCACUAGAGACGGAAAAGCGGUUGCAAUAUGCGGGGAGCAAGACAUUCUUGCGGCUAUGCCUUGGUCAGUAGGUGAAUAUGAAGAGGAGAGAGUGGUGACCGGCCUAGAAGAACUCACAUUGACCUCACCCGUGACCGAGCGUCGAGAAGAGGACAGGAAGAUUGAGCAGGGUGCCUCAAAAGCUAGCAAGCAGCAGACAUGGCAUUCUCCUGCUCCUGUCCUGGUAACGCCAUCACCGACUAUCUCACGUGAUUCAACGCCAGUAGCGGCGCCAGCAGGCUCAUUACCAGGAGCCUUCCCGGAGGAGAGACGAGUCAUAGGGCCUCCAGUCUCCUCUAAUCACCUCGAAGCUGAGGGGGUGAGAGAACUGAAUCAACUAGGAGAACCUGAUCAACAGCUUCAGGGUGAUCUUCAAGCAGUAGUAUCAACUCCAGCGACCCCAGACGUCUCUGAAUCAACCGUGCCAGUAGGAUAUCGUCGUCGCGGUUCUCUCGCACCAAGGGAUAUCAAUGCAUCAAUCUCUGAGAGCAAUAUCGUGACAAGACCUGGAAGACUAUCAUGA